Aphis gossypii (cotton aphid) is the source of this 2062-nucleotide messenger RNA. RefSeq names its product calaxin-like. Gene Ontology annotation, molecular function: calcium ion binding. NCBI's taxonomy places the organism in Eukaryota, Metazoa, Arthropoda, Insecta, Hemiptera, Aphididae. The coding region runs from base 140 to 1024 and encodes 294 amino acids. The record is from RefSeq and is a predicted model, not a curated record. The transcript has 5 exons.
UUGUUUAUAAGCUAGUAAAUAGUAAAUACAGUAAUCACUAAUAAAUACUAUAAUAUACAAUUCAUAGUUCAUAGUUCAAACUAUCAUAGUUGAUAGCAGAUAGGUAUAUGUAAGUGAUUGACAAUUGUGUGAACAAAAAAUGUUUGAUCAAUAUCGUUUGUUAGUACCUAUACUUAUAUAUGUGGCUUAUUUACGCGCACUGAAAAUGGACGCUGUAACUCAAAAGGCAAUGACAAAAAAGUCAAACUUGAAAUCAGGAACUAAAGUUUCAAGAGGAUCUAAACAAUGGCCACCAGCAAAAACAGUAAAUUCAAAACGCAAGCAAUUAUCUGAACUUAAUUCAACCAAGUUAAUGUCAAAAGUGAAACCUAUCAUCCCUCCGAACUUUGUAGAUAAUUUAUUUAAGCAAACAAGAUUUACAAAGAAAGAAAUCGUUGGAUUAUGCAAGCUAUUCAAAAAACUUGUCGCUAUUUAUGGCGCUGAAUCAACAUCUUCGGUAGCAGCAAUGAGUUCGGUUGCUUUAAUAACGAUUCCAACGCAGGGUUUUGACAGGUUAAUGUUCAGAGAAUUCCUGCAAAACGAAUUCGGAAUUACAACCGAGGAGAUCUUAACAGAUCGCAUAUUUUGUUUUUUUGAUCAACGAAAUGACGGUGUCAUACACGAAGAUGAAUGGAUAACUGGGUUGUCGGUGUUGCUAAAAGGCACUCAAGACGAACGAAUUAAAUAUACGUUCACAAUAUAUGACCUAAAUAAUGAUGGAUUUAUAACGAAAGAAGAGAUAUUCAGUUUAUUAAGGAACUGUUUGGUCAAACAUCCGCAGGACGAGGAUCCAGAUGAAGGUGUAAGAGAACUUGUCGACAUUGUACUGCGCAAAAUGGAUUGUGACAAUGAUACAAAACUUUCGUUUGAAGAUUUUUCUACGUCGGUCAUCAAACAAUCAUUACUGCUUGAAGCUUUUGGACAAUGUUUACCUUCUAGAGAAAUUUCAGAGAACUUUUUAAACUCAAUUAACAGUGUGCAGUAAAUAUUAAUUGAUAAUUGAUAUGACUUUAAUAAGUAACCAGCAGAACAAUGGAAUUAUUUAGAAAUCUCGUUCCAUACAUUAUUAUUAUGAGAUAUUUUAUUUAAAAUUUAUAUUAUAAUCAAAAUAAUUUUAUUAGUUAUUACUUAUUAAAUAACGUAGACUAAGUUACAUGAAAUUAUCAAAAUCUAUACUAGACGAUAAAAAUGCAUUAAAUAAGAAGUGCAACAUACUAACAUACAUCUUUUUUUUCAAGUGAUCAAAGGAUGUUAAAUACAUUUUUAGUCUCAAGAAAUACAUUUUCUUAGGAAAAGCUUUACAUAAAAAUCUAAAUUAUUAUAAUCCUUUAAUCUUUAUACAUAUAAUUUAUUUAAAUACAUACUCAUUUAAAAUGUAUUUUAUCUGUACUCACAAUUUAAAUAUGCAUAACAAAAAUAUACACAUAUAAAAUAUAAAUGAAAUCAACUAUAACAAAAUAGGUCCUAUGUUUUAUAUAAAAUAAUGUAUAUAUAUUUGGGUUAUGUUAAAUAAAUCUAGUGAAAUUUAAAAAAUGAUUUAUUAUAUUUUUAUUGAUUUUAUAUUUUAAAUCACUUAGAUCAUUAUUUUUUAUUGCAUGAUAUAAAAUCAAUUAAUCUUAUUACUACCAAAGUAAAAUAUAAGCUAAAUAUAUUGACUCAACUUAAAUAAAAAGUAUAUAAAUUAUAUUGUUCACUAUUAUUGCUAAUUUCAGAAUACAACAGAUUCUGUAUCAAUAUUAUAGAUAAUUAUGGAAUAGUACAAUAAUAAUAUAAAUUAUUUUCUUUACUAAAUGAAGAUUUACUUAAAAAUAAUUAAUAUAAUAUGGAUAAGCUAUUACAUACAGUUGUGUAUUCUUGGUUAGAAAAAUAUGUUACAAAUUACUAAUUUCUCAACACAAUAAAAUUUACAUUGUUAUUAAAAAAUUGUAUUCGUAUUAUGUAUGAAUAUGAAAUAAAUUAUCUACAUGAAGAAAAUUUCCAGUUAAAAUUAUUUAAAUUUGGUAUUUUUGUUUAUUUUUAGCCU